Molecule: messenger RNA, 5270 nt
Organism: Mastomys coucha (southern multimammate mouse)
Lineage: Eukaryota; Metazoa; Chordata; Mammalia; Rodentia; Muridae
Gene: Nktr
Product: natural killer cell triggering receptor
Exons: 18
Coding region: 141-2771 (876 amino acids)
Biological process (GO): protein folding; protein peptidyl-prolyl isomerization
Cellular component (GO): nucleus
Molecular function (GO): peptidyl-prolyl cis-trans isomerase activity
Source: RefSeq, a predicted model, not a curated record
UCUGGCGUGGCGCUCGGCGGCUGGCCCUAACGGGGAGGAGGUGGCGUUCCGUUGGUGACGUUAGGCUCCGGCGGCGCCGGCAGGGCGUUCUCCGGAGCUGUGCGGCCAGCUCUCGCCGCCGUCCCGUUGCAGCGCUCGCGAUGGGCGCCCAGGACCGGCCGCAGUGCCACUUCGACAUCGAGAUCAACCGGGAGCCGGUUGGUCGAAUUAUGUUUCAGCUCUUCUCAGACAUAUGUCCAAAAACAUGCAAAAAUUUUCUAUGCCUGUGCUCAGGGGAGAAAGGCCUUGGGAAAACAACUGGGAAGAAGUUAUGUUAUAAAGGUUCUACAUUCCACCGUGUGGUUAAAAACUUUAUGAUUCAGGGUGGGGACUUCAGUGAAGGUAAUGGAAAAGGUGGAGAAUCAAUUUAUGGUGGAUACUUUAAAGAUGAAAACUUUAUUCUCAAACAUGACAGAGCGUUCCUUUUGUCAAUGGCAAAUCGAGGGAAACAUACCAAUGGUUCCCAGUUUUUCAUAACUACAAAGCCUGCUCCGCACCUGGAUGGGGUUCAUGUUGUCUUUGGACUGGUAAUAUCUGGUUUUGAAGUAAUUGAACAGAUUGAAAACCUCAAAACAGAUGCUGCAAGCAGACCUUAUGCAGAUGUCCGAGUUAUUGACUGUGGGGUGCUUGCCACAAAGUUGACAAAAGAUGUUUUUGAGAAAAAAAGGAAGAAACCAACACAUUCAGAAGACUCGGACUCUUCUUCCAGUUCCUCUUCCUCUUCAGAAUCAUCCUCAGAAAGUGAAAUUGAACAAGAGAGAGUCAGGAGGAGGAGACAUAAGAGGAGGCCAAAAGUCAGACACACUAAAAAGAGACGGAAAGACAUGAGCAGUUCAGAAGAACCGAGGAGGAAGCGCACAGCAAGCCCUGAAGGUUAUUCUGAGAGGAGUGAUAUGAAUGAGAAAAGAUCAGUGGACUCAAACACUAAAAGAGAAAAGCCCGUUGUCCGCCCAGAAGAGAUUCCUCCCGUUCCCGAGAACCGAUUUUUACUUAGAAGAGAUAUGCCUGUUACCGCUGUGGAGCCUGAACAGAACGUUCCAGAUGUUACACCUGUUGUAAGUGAUCAGAAACCAUCUGUAUCAAAGUCUGGACGGAAAAUCAAAGGGAGAGGCACAAUUCGCUAUCACACACCUCCAAGGUCAAGAUCUCACUCCGAGUCCGAAGACGAUGACAGCAGUGAAACUCCUCCUCACUGGAAGGAGGAGAUGCAGAGACUGAGAGCUUACAGGCCACCGAGCGGAGAGAAGUGGAGCAAAGGAGACAAGCUAAGUGACCCCUGUUCAAGCCGAUGGGAUGAAAGAAGCUUGUCCCAGAGAUCCAGAUCAUGGUCCUAUAAUGGAUACUAUUCAGAUCUGAGUACAGCAAGACACUCUGAUGGUCACCACAAGAAACGCAGAAAGGAAAAGAAGUUUAAGCAUAAAAAAAAAGCUAAAAAGCAGAAACAUUGCAGAAGACACAGACAGACAAAGAAGAGAAGAACAGUUAUGCCUGAUUUGGAACCCUCAAGAUCUCCCACCCACCGAACGAAGUCUUCCUGUGUUAGAGAAAGGCGGUCUCGCACCUCCUCCUCAUCCUCUAAUCACUCAUCCAAGCAGGACUGGUCUAAAUCAGACCAGGAUGACAGGAGUGCUUCAACCCAUUCCAGUAGAGACUCCUACAGAUCCAAGUCUCAUUCACGAUCAGAUUCUAGAGGGAGCUCUAGAUCAAGAGCUGUGUCAAAGUCCUCAUCUCGUUCUCACAAUAGAUCAAAGUCUAGAUCUAGUUCUAGGUCAGGGCCUCAAAGAACAACAUCAAUAUCCCCCAAAAAACCUGCUCAGCUGAGUGAAAAUAAGCCAGUAAAGACAGAACCUUUAAGGCCAUCGAUGCCACAGAAUGGAAAUGUGCUAGUACAGCCAGUGGCAGCAGAAAACAUUCCUGUAAUACCAUUGAGUGACAGCCCUCCCCCUUCUAGGUGGAAGCCUGGGCAGAAGCCGUGGAAGCCCUCUUAUGAGCGAAUUCAGGAGAUGAAAGCUAAAACAACCCAUUUGCUGCCUGUCCAAAGCUCAUACAGUUUAACAAAUGUUAAAGCAACCGUGAGUUCAUCAUCUUAUCACAAAAAGGAAAAACCUUCAGAAAGUGAUGGGAGUGCUUAUUCAAAGUAUAGUGAUAGAAGUUCUGGAAGCUCAGGAAGGUCAGGGAGCAAGUCUUCUAGGAGUAGGUCAUCCUCCAGAUCGCCACGGAAUCAAGAGAGUUCCAGUGAUGAGCAGACACCUAGUCGGGACGGUGAUAGCCAGUCCAGGAGUCCACACAGAUCUCGAAGUAAAUCUGAAACCAAAUCUCGACACAGAACAAGGUCUGUCUCGUACAGUCACUCACGAAGUCGAUCUAGAAGUUCCACCUCAUCUUACCGAUCAAGAAGCUACUCUAGAAGCCGGAGCAGGGGCUGGUAUAGCAGAGGCCGAACCCGCAGCCGGAGCAGUUCCUAUGGAAGUUUCCAUAGCCACAGGACAUCGAGCAGGAGCCGGUCUAGGAGCAGCUCUUAUGACCCCCACAGCCGUUCCAGAUCCUACACCUAUGAUAGCUACUACAGCCGGAGUCGCAGCCGCAGCCGCAGCCAGAGGAGUGACAGUUAUCAUCGGGGUAGAAGUUACAACAGGCGGUCCAGGAGCGGUAGAUCCUAUGGCUCGGACAGUGAAAGUGACAGAAGUUAUUCUCAUCACCGGAGCCCCAGUGAGAGCAGCAGAUACAGCUGAGGUGUCUCUGUACAGAUUGUCUUAACUGUAAAUACCUGAUAACUUAAAGCUUAGGAAACUGGAUGGCAGUCUGUUGUGUUUUAGUGUUAGACCUCAGUCCAAUAGUGGGUAUUUCUUGUCACUUACUUACAUGUGUGCAGAAGAAUUUAAAGUGCAGAUGUCCCUAGAAAUAUUUUUAUGACCCAUUUUACAGUAGGCAACUAUGGAAUUUUCAUUUUCUUGAAUCAAGAAAUGGUAAAUUUGAUGUAAGUAUAAUUUGCAGUGGCACUGUAGGAUAGGGUUUUCUGUAGAUCACAUUGUCCGUAGAAUUCGGGUUUCUUUUUAUUUCAGGUUUUAGCAUCCAUGCUGCCAAACAGAAUUGUGGAGAGCUGUCACAAGACACAUGUCCCCAUGUCUUCUUGGUGUGUGCUGUCAGAUGAGGCUAUCCACAUCCAUGUUGACUAUGGCCAGGUGUGCAGGGUGGGAGCUCAUGCUCCUGUGUGUGCAGCAGUCCAUCCCAGCUGUGAGCACCCACACUCCCUGCUCAGAGAGUGACUGUGUUGCUGCCACCCCAGCUCCUGCUUUGGUGCUUGGUGCCUUUGGUUCCUCAUAUACCCUAUGUCAUAUCGUCAUACACUGCAUUUCCUGAUGCCAGGAAAUGAAUCAUGUUUUGUUUUUUUUUUUUAAUUUACUGGCACCAAAAAUUUCUUCUUCUGAGCUGGGUUCACUGAGUGUAGGGGCUUCUUCCACACUCAGAUAAGUGGUGGAGGUCCCCUGGAAGAGAACCUGUAAGACUAGCCAUCUUGUUGUGCGCACGUGUGCUAAAGAGCCGGCUGAAGAAUGGCCUUCAGAAGCUACUCCACCUCAGAGACACCCUGGCCAAGCCUCACUCUCACUAUGGCAACAGUGGCAGCCCUGCCCCAACCAUCCUGUCCCUGUUUGUGUUGAGACGCCCCCGCUCCCUGACUCCAUGGAGAAAACCCAGGACAAACGUAUCAGUUUCUGAUACUGCCAAGUGAAGAGACGUGUCCAUUAGCAGGUCACUGGGGUGCAGGCGUGACCUGGGAGAGCCUGGUGUCACAGACUCCGCUGUGCAGAUCUGUGUUUUUGCAUGGCUCCUCCAGGAAGAAUCUAACCUAUAAAAACUAGUGUGGGUUUGUUUCUUUGUUUUGUUUUACUCUUUAGUUUGCAUUCUUUCCCCAAGUGUACUUAAUCACCUUAGUGCCAGUUAAAUCCAGUUCACAGACUUCCUGUCAGGUAUUUGGUAUAAAAGUCUAUACCAUCCUAUCCCACCCAGGCCUUGCUAGUGUAUUUGGGAAGAGAAAGGGCCUUGGGCUGGAGGAUCUUACUAAAGCCCUGGCCAGAUGGAGGGGUAGGUACUGGAUAUAUGAAAAUUGUCUUCCAGGGCCAUGUGGCUCAGUGAUAUAUAGCAUGUGCUUAGCAUGUAAGUAGUUCUGAGUUCAGAGAUCAGCAUCCCACAAAUAAAUAAUGCUGUCACUCUAUGAUGUAUGUAAGCAGCAUUUUGGUGGCCAGCCAGCUGUUGUUCACAUGUCUGUAAAUUAGUUAAUUAGAAACAAGGAUAACAUCAGAACUCAGUGCUAGGCAGGGUAAACACGUGGUUUUUAAUGAGUGGUUCCUUUUUUUUUUUUUUCUCCCUUUAAAGUUGCCUACAAAGAAGGAUGUUUGAAUCUAGUAUUUAGUGGGAAGAAUACAUUCAGAGCCCAAAGAAAGUGGCAAAUGGAAUUAGUAAGAAAAGGUCACUAUUGAGCCAUAUGUUCUUUUUGGUUGCUGUGUAACAAGUUAUCCCAAAUUUCUUAGCCUAAGAGGGCCCAUGCGCCGUUGACGAUCAGGCAUGGUAGGGUUGACUUGUUUGCUCAGGGUCUCAAGGCUAUGGGCGAGGGCUGGAAGGGUUCAUUCCUCAUGAAGACUCUGGGAAGGAGUGACUUUCUUGUAGCUGGGGUCUCUCUAGACCCUUUGAAAGAUGCCCACAUCUCCUGUUGUAGGCCUUGCCAUCUUCAACCAACAGGGACCCUCUGAAUCUUUGUCUUUCUCCAAAACCUCUGCCCUCUUGCUUUAAGGGUCCAUGGAACUAGAUCAAACCCCAGAGGUAAAUCUCUACUUGAAGCCCAGUGGCCAGAGAUGUUUCGGACAUUGGCAGGUUCUGGGGAUUAGCAUAGGGAGAGGAAGGGUGUCCACUUACACCUACUGCCAUGGACAGGACUUAACCUGUACCAACAGGCAGGCGCUCAUGUUCAGUAGUGUCAGCCUUGCUGUUUAUACUCGAGUGAAUACAGAAAUGGCUUUUCUUCUUAUCCAAGAUCAUUCUGUAUUUUGAAGUUAUUUUUUUAAUAAAAUUGAAUUAUGUUGUGUAAUGUGCUUAAUAGAAAAUGCUUUAUUGGAUGAUUUUGUAACAUCCUGUUUACUGCAAGUGGCAUAGUUAUUCAGAAAUGUAGAAAAUACUUUUGUACAUACUAGCAAUGUCUAAUUUGUAUAUACUUCUAUUAAAUUUCUCUACAACUU